AUGCAAUGCCCACCAAUCCUGCCAUCUCUCCUCCUCCAUCCUCUCUCCUCGGUGCAUCCGUCCCUCUUCUGUCCACCUUUUGCUGCAUCUUCCUUCCUCUCUUACUCUGCUUCCAGCCCCUCCAAAUCUAUAUCUCUUCUCCCCCUUCCCCCCCUUUCCCCCUUCCCCCCCUUUCCCCUUUCCCCUCCCCCACCCACCCUCAGGCGCAAUCUCUCCUCCCUCACCUCCUGUGUCUCUGUCUCCCCCUCUGGCCGCCUCUCCCUCUCCCUCCGCCCCUCCUCCCUCCGCCCCCUCCUCCUCCUCGCCUCCCUCCUCUCCCUCCUCGUCUUCCGUUCCCACAUCCUCCCCAUCAUCUCUGCCCUCCUCUCUCUCCUCCUCUCCCUCCCCCUCCUCUUCUUCCGCCUCCUGGGCUUCCGCUGGGCGGAGGGGGAUCUCACCUGGGGGGAGUGGGGGUGGGGAGGCGGCGGGGGGAGGGGCAGGGGGAGGCGAGUGGUGCGGGACCGGUCGAUGGGGGGAAAGGAGGUGGUGGCGUCUGAGGGGUGGCGCAAGUGGUGGGAGGGGGUGGGCGGAGGGGGGGAGAGUGGGCGCGAGGGGGGGAAAGGGAUCGCAGGGAGAGAGGGUGGUGGUGGUGUGCGGAGGUGGAGGAGGGGAGGAGGGGCUAGGCAGAGAGGGGUGAGUCCACUGGAUAUACCAGCAGAGACAUCACGGUCUGAGAGAGAGCUGCGGGCCAUGGGGCUGCUGACAGGGGAGGAGGGGAGUGGUGGGCGCGCGGGGAGGCUGACUGGGCGGCAGGAGGAGCCGGCGUGGUGGAGGGAGGCGUGCAGUGGCGCAGCAGGGAUGGCUGCCUCCGCCUCGCCUGCUGUAGCACCUGAUAUUGCAGCAGUAUUAGCAUCAGGAGGAGCAGCAGAGGGGAGAGCAGCAGGGGGGGGAGCAUGGAGCGUGGCGAGGGAGGGCAGCGAGGAGGCGAAUCUCGUUGUGCAACGUGAGUGCAAGGGGCGGGGAAUGGCUCCCUGCCUGCUCCCUGCCUUCUCCCUGCCUGCUUCUUGUACCCUCCCUGCAACUCCCACCCCUGAUGCUCCAUUUUCUCGUCCGUGUUCCUGUCCGCUCAUCAGCAUGUUUGUCUCUGUCACAUUCCACUAUGCACUUCCCAAUCUCGUCGCAUUCCUCACCUCAUCCCACUCCUCGUCUCCCCCUUGCCAUUGCAACAAUCACACGACACCAUCAGGCAUGUUGAGUCAGCGGCUGUUGGGUCAAGACUUCAACGCCUCAGACAUUCUCCAGCUGUACACGGCGUAUCGGCGCAGUGGUGCCACAGUUUCCAUCGAUUCGGACAACAGCCGUGACGCUCUCUUUAGAGCCGCUAUCAACACCGCCUUCUCUGCCGCUGCUGGCGGACAUCCCACUCUUCCUCGCCUGCCUGCCAGCAGCCAUCCGUCUGCCCUCUCCCCGCCUUGCUGUUUCAGUCACCAUCUUAACACUGUUACUUUCUCCCUUUGUUCCAUCCUCUGCUCGUCUCCACCCUGCAGCACCCCCAUCCCGCUCCUCCCCCCAGCGGACAUUCCGCUCUUCCUCGCCUGCCUGGCAGCGGCCAUCCGUCUGCCCUCUCCCCGUGCGCUCACCAUGGUGCUCGCUGCUCUUGCAGCCCGCACCCGCUCCUCCUUCCUGCAGGCCUGGGCACUGGUGAAGCAGAAUCGGCGCAGUGAGGCAGAGGAGGAGCUGCAACGCCUUGCCAGCAUCGCCACCACCCUGCCCCCGCCGCCCAACUCGGUAUGCCCCUCUCAACCCAACUCGCUAUGGCUGCCCUCCCAACUCGCUAUGGCUGCCCUCCCAACUCGCUAUGGCUGCCCUCCCAACUCGCUAUGGCUGCAAUCCCAACUCGCUAUGGCUGCCCUCCCAACUCGCUAUGGCUGCCCUCCCAACUCGCUAUGGCUGCCCUCCCAACUCGCUAUGGCUGCCCUCCCAAAGCGAUGCCCUUUUUUUAACGCCCUGUUCCACCCAGCACCACCCCCAUGUUUCGUUUUCACUGUGCCACAUACUACACACUAUCUUAACUCAUGCCCGUCUCACCACGUACCCAACACACGCCACCAUUGCCGGUCAGCUCCGUGGCAGGCAGAAAUGGAGAUGGUGGCUGGGGGCCAACAGCAAUGCACUCACCACUGCCCGCUUUCACCCUCCCCUUCCACCUGCCCAAACACCCUCCCUCCUCCCCCCUUCUGUGCCCCCACAUCAACGCCCCGCCCAUGCCUCCCUCCAUGCACCAUGGGCCGGCAGGCGCAGAUGGAGAAGGUGUUGGGGGGACUAACAGCACCACACUCACCUCCCAAUCUUCUCUCAACCUCCCCUUCCUGUGACGAUGAUAACGCCACCACACCACGCUCAACUCCCAUUCACCCCUGUCUCACCCCAACCACCCACUCGUUCCUCGUCCCCUCCUCCCCCGUCCCUCUCGGCUCACCUGUGUGUGCACCAUGCAUGGCAGGUGGAGGUGGAGAUGGCCACCGCAGGGCUAACACCGUCACACCUACCUCCUGCUCCCGCCUCUGUGAUGUCCGCCGCCCCCCUCUCCUCCCCCCCCCCCCCCCCCCCCCCCCUCCCCCCCUCUCCGCCCCUUCCCUCCUGCCCAUGCCCCUGCAUGCAUUGGCAGCAGCAGGCGGAGAUGGAGAUGGCGGAGAUGGAGAUGGUGGCGGGGGGGCUAACACCGUCACGCUCAUCUCCUGCCCCCUCUGUCACGCUCAUCUCCUGCCCCCUCUGUCACGCUCAUCUCCUGCCCCCUCUGUCACGCUCAUCUCCUCCCCCCUCUGUCACGCUCAUCUCCUGCCCCCUCUGUCACGCUCAUCUCCUCCCCCCUCUGUCACACUCAUCUCCUCCCCCCUCUGUCACACUCAUCUCCUGCCCCCUCUGUCACGCUCAUCUCCUCCCCCCUCUGUCACACUCAUCUCCUGCUCCACCCUCUGUCACACGCCCCCCCUCCCCUGGCAGGCGGAGAUGGAGAUGGUGGCGGCGGGGCUCACACUGGCACACUCAUCAACUCCUCCCCCCUCUGUCACACUCAUCUCCUCCCCCCUCUGUCACGCUCAUCUCCUCCCCCCUCUGUCACGCUCAUCUCCUCCCCCCUCUGUCACGCUCAUCUCCUCCCCCCUCUGUCACACUCAUCUCCUCCUCCACCCUCUGUCACGCCCCCCCUCCCCGGCAGGCGGAGAUGGAGAUGGUGGCGGCGGGGCUGGCGCAGAGGAUAAGCCACGGGGAGAGGGAGGAGCUGCUGUGGGUCUACUGCAGGGCGGGCGGGAAGGACACCAGAGAUGCCAUGGCACGUGCCCUUGGCCUCUCGUGCAGAACCAGUCUUCCCUUCCCCCAGCCUCCUCCACCCUUUUCCUGGUUGCUGCCAGCUCAGUGGCGAGUGCUGUCACUUUCAUCUCCAUGGCAUCUUGCCUCUUGUGCCAUUCACCGUUCUGCCCUGAACCGGUCUUGACGACUUUACUUGCAAGCUCCCUGUGUGCGAGAUGGGAAUACACGGAGAACACCAGGGAAUGA
Molecule: messenger RNA, 3534 nt
Organism: Closterium sp. Naga37s-1
Lineage: Eukaryota; Viridiplantae; Streptophyta; Zygnematophyceae; Desmidiales; Closteriaceae
Source: the annotation of a GenBank genome assembly